Messenger RNA from Durusdinium trenchii, 1774 nucleotides. NCBI's taxonomy places the organism in Eukaryota, Dinophyceae, Suessiales, Symbiodiniaceae. The record is from the annotation of a GenBank genome assembly.
AUAUAUAUAUAUUAUGUACAGUAGUUCUUUUGAAAGGUACAUGACACACAUGCAUUUACACACCAUGAAUCUACUUGUGUUCUUUUGAUGGGAAAGGGAUCAUUAUGCAUUAGCAUAUGUGAUGAGCCAUUUGCACGGAGACACGGAAGUCCUAGCAUUUGUUUGCAACUGACCUGAUGGCGGACUUCAAGCUUGCAGUUGAUGAGAACAACAAGGCCACAGAGCUGCCCUUGCUGCGAAUCUGUGGCACUGUUCAACAAAAUCCACAUAUGAGAGCCUUCUGGGGAGCGACCUUCUCUUUCUUCCUGGCCUUCUUGGGUUGGUUUGCUUUGGCGCCUUUGGGACUGGAGGUGGCCACUAGCAUGGGGCGGUGCGAGAACCAGCUUUAUCCAGUGGAUACCAACCCCAAGCGAGUGGCUUACUUGAAGUACAAGAACAUCUCUACCACGGACACAUACUGCCAAUAUGGCACGGUGAAGGACAGUGAGGGCACACUCACUGACUGUGCUGAAGUGCCAAGCGACAUUGCCAACAACGCCACUGCAUCUGCUGAGGAGAAGCUCAAGUACCGACCUCAGGUGCUGGCGAAAUGCGUUUGCACCACUGGAACCCAGUGCAAUGGCAUCAUCGCCAAUGCUGGAGUGGCAGCUGUAGCAUCGACCAUCUUUGUUCGCAUUGCACUUGGAACGCUCUUGGAGCGAUUUGGCCCCGUGAAUGUGCAGUCAGGUCUAUUGACAUUCGGAGCCAUUUGGGUCGCUUUGGCUGCAACAAUUCAGGUUCCAUGGCAAUACACCAUCAUCCGAUUCUUUAUUGGAUGCGCUGGGGCCACUUUCGUGACGAACCAGUUCUGGUGCUCCUUGAUGUUUGCGCCGAAUGUGGUCGGCACUGCCAAUGCCACCGCAGCUGGCUGGGGCAACUUGGGUGGUGGUGUCACACAGAUCUUCAUGAUCUCUGUGCUCUUCAACCCUAUGGUGAGCAGCGGUAUGGAAGCGGACACAGCCUGGCGAGUGUCUAUGAUCAUUCCGGCCAUUCUUUUCCUCAUUUGUGCGGCAGCAAUGAAGCUCUUGUGCUGGGACACGCCAACGGCUAAACGCUUUGAUGUGGCUGUUACUGGCAAGACCAAGAAGCCAUCCAUGUGGGACUAUGUGGAAGUGCUGAAAGACGUUCGUGUGGUUGUGAUGAUCUUCCAGUAUUCCGCAUGCUUUGGCACAGCGAUCUUCCUUUUCUGUUUUGGAUUGGUUGACAACUCGCAACCAUGGUAUGUGGCCCUGGCCGUACUUGUUUGCUUCUCUUUGUUUGUCCAGAUGGCAGAAGGCACGAGCUAUGGGAUUGUGCCUUUCAUGAACAAGCAACAGCUGGCAGUGGUGUCUGCACUGGUGGGGGCUGGUGGCAACUUGGGAGCUGUCAUUGCCGGCUUUUGUUUCUACCGACCUAUCAAUGACCCAUUGAUUCCGUUCCAAGUGCAUGCGGGCUAUGUCAUGUUCUGGGCAUUGUUGACCCCGCUCUACUACUGGCGUGAGCAUGGCGGCAUGUUCCAUGGCCCAGCCGUGACAGAGGAAAAGGUUGAGAAGUCUCAAGCAGAGGAGCCUGCUGGGCCUGCUGCAGACGUUGCCGUGUAACUUCCGUGUAAAACAUGAGAAAUGUGACACUGCUUAAUCACGUAACAGCAAAGGACAGCUGAGAGCAGCGCCUUGCUGCGGCCCUUGCAUGGAGUGCAGGACCGUUAGGAGAUUGACAGUGGCUUCAAUUCCUCUGGAAGACGUCGCAGUCAGUC